UAAUGACGCGACCACAUCAGCCAAGAAUAGACUUAAAUCACGGAUUUCUUCGAUUUAUUAGACGCAAUCAAGUUGAUCGCGAUGAGUACAAUCGAGUACAUGAAGAAAGAAAAUCAGAGAUUCGCGAACGAAUUGGCAGCAGUGAUAGUUCACAGGAUGGUGAAGAGAAAGCUCAGUCGAACGUCUAUGUUCCGCCACACUUGAGAAGGCAGAAAAAGGAAAAUGAAGAGAAAUUUUCAGCUUUGAAAGCUUCCCGAUCACAAUCCCAAUCAGACACUGGUUCAGAAGAAGGCGAAGGAGCAUCAGGAGGCGGUGAAGCCAGUUGUCCGAUUCAACAGAAACAGAAAGCAUUUGAUGAAAAUGUACGGAGACAAGUACGCCGAAGAAUCGAACGAACUCACCCGACAGUCGAUGAUAUUUGCAUAGUAUUGGCCAAUUAUAGCCUUCAGGAAGCCGCUUCAAAAAAUUCAGAAAAUUCGAAUGAAGACCUUUUCGAGUUGGUUUUGACGCUGAAAUCCGGAGAACAGAAGACGAUUGGAGUGCCCAGGAACACACAAGCCGCCCGUCUCGCGAAGUCUCUUUCCCGCGAACAUCAUUUUUCGGACUCCCAAUGCAGAAAUUUGCGAAUUUUCAUUGAAGAGCAACUCGAGCUCCGAUUUGCUCGUGAGAAGUCAACUGCCACGUCAUCAGAUGCAUCGAUUCCCGGCUCUCCGACGUCUUCAUCGGAAUCAUCGAUUAUAGAGUUUUCUGCUUGAAAUAUCAGAGCUUUUUGUGUGACUGUGUUACUGUGUUGUUGUUGAUGUUGCUCGGCUUAAAAUAUUUUAAUGUAAUUUUUAAAUUUGUGUUAAGAAAAAAUCAAGCUCUUUUUAUAUUCACUUUUUAAAUUCAAGUUUUCUGUUUCUCUUUUCUCUGUCGCUCUCUUUGUCAUUUGUUCUCGAUUUCCCUGUUUUCUCGUCAUUUCCACAUUGACUGGUGCCGUUUUUUUGUACUUUUUAUGUCGAAAUUAGGCAAAUUUUAGGCCUGUGAUCGUGUUUUUUCUCCUUCUGUGUUUUUUUUCGAUAUACUCGCGCCAUCAUAUCGAUUUUACUUCUUCGGUUUCCUCUUUUUUCGAAUUUAUUUUAAUUUCAAAUAUUAGUUGUAAUGAAUAGAUUGCAAGCU
Caenorhabditis elegans is the source of this 1158-nucleotide messenger RNA. RefSeq lists its product as uncharacterized. Bases 3 to 755 code for a protein of 250 amino acids. The transcript is spliced from 3 exons. The record is from RefSeq and is marked reviewed. NCBI's taxonomy places the organism in Eukaryota, Metazoa, Nematoda, Chromadorea, Rhabditida, Rhabditidae.